UCAGAGAGUUCGCAACACAACGCGCUUCGAUGUCAGAGUUCGCGGUUCGGUCCCGUACAUAAGGAUUACUGGGGUGUUGGUUACUGGGAAAUCGGUAGUGUUAAUCGAGUGUGAAAAUAUUUGGUGCUUAGGUGUAUGUGCAAUUGGAAAAUAUAGUCAACCAUUUCUUAGAAAUUGGGAUAUUACGAUAUUUUUUAGAUUUAAGUCUGGUCAGAGGAUUAGUGGAUACUCCUGUUUUGAGAGAAGUUAAAGUCAAGGCCCACGAUACGCGUUUCACUUGUCCAACUUGGUGUCCCCCUCCCGAAUUCGGAGUCUUGUGGCACGUGCUGGUCACGCGUCGCCUAUCAGCGAAUCGGAAGUGUUAGCUUUACCGUUAUGCACUUGUCUGCCAAUUAACCAGACAAACAGAAGCGCAACAGAUUUACCAGCUCAGCGUUCCCUCAUUGCCCGACUAUGUUUUCCAUGGACAACUUUGACUUGGAGGCCACGAUGGCUCGUCAUUUCUUCGAAGGAUCGCAGGCCACCAAUGCCUCCACCUCCAGCUCCGAUUAUUUCUUUGGGGACGAACACAGCUCGGAGAGCGAUGACGAGGAUGAUGCCUAUAGCAGUGGCUUCAAUAGCGAUCAGGAGAAUACUGAGAAGACCUUCUUUCAAUUCAGACGAAGGAGUCACAAGCCUCGGCGCUUGAAGUGCGCCUCCCAAAUGGCUCAGCAACGGCAGGCUGCCAAUCUCCGCGAGCGCCGACGGAUGCAGAGCAUCAACGAGGCGUUCGAGGGUCUGCGCACCCAUAUUCCCACGCUGCCCUACGAGAAGCGACUGAGCAAGGUCGACACACUCAAGCUGGCCAUCAGCUACAUAACCUUCCUGAGCGAAAUGGUCAAGAAGGAUAAGAAUGGGAACGAACCAGGUCUAAGUUUGCAGCGCAAUUACCAGAAGGAACCGCCCAAGAAAAUCAUCCUUAAAGAUCGCACUGGCGGCGUGGCGCACUCGUUGUCCUGGUACCGCAAGGGUGACCGAUAUCCCGGUAGCAAGCUCUACGCCCGGACCUGGACACCAGAGGAUCCCCGGGGACCCCAUUCGCAGCCCCUGCCGCUAUACAACAACAGCAACUCGAAUCAGAAUCAAAACAGCAACCAGAGUAGCGACGACUUCGGCGGAAGUGCCGAUAUGUCCGAUCCGGGAGCAGCGGCCAGUAUUUACAGCAGCGGCAGUGGAAUGUGAAUUUCAGGAGAUUUCCGCCUGAAAAUUCAUGGAGGCAGUCAAAAUGAGAGAAUGAGAUUCAAUGGAAAUCCUACUAGUCAAGCCAUGCUAGUCACGGCAUCUAACACAUAUUAACCAACUUAAUAAUUAUAUGAGGAAAACAUGUUCUGUGGUAUUUAAUUGCUCUAAGUUCGCUAAUAUCUAAAUGUUAUACAUAGUGGUUUAGUUUAAAUCGAAUAAACAUUUCACACAAAUCUA
Messenger RNA from Drosophila eugracilis, 1458 nucleotides. RefSeq names its product pancreas transcription factor 1 subunit alpha (gene Fer1). Bases 454 to 1221 code for a protein of 255 amino acids. Gene Ontology annotation, biological process: developmental process; regulation of transcription by RNA polymerase II. The transcript is spliced from 5 exons. The record is from RefSeq and is a predicted model, not a curated record. Lineage: Eukaryota; Metazoa; Arthropoda; Insecta; Diptera; Drosophilidae. Gene Ontology annotation, molecular function: protein dimerization activity; RNA polymerase II transcription regulatory region sequence-specific DNA binding; DNA-binding transcription factor activity, RNA polymerase II-specific.